AUGGAAACAUCACCGGAAAUGUUCCUGAUUGUACUGGCGGUAGCAAUGUGCAGCAUUUUAUUCUGCUUCACUAUUGGAGUGGUUGUGAUUUUUCGUUGCUGUGAAAUUAAGGAAUUAAACUUGCAUGAUCUGCCUGCAGUGAUGCUAGAGGUAUGA
Haemonchus placei is the source of this 156-nucleotide messenger RNA. Lineage: Eukaryota; Metazoa; Nematoda; Chromadorea; Rhabditida; Trichostrongylidae. The record is from the annotation of a GenBank genome assembly.